Molecule: messenger RNA, 5316 nt
Organism: Chilo suppressalis (striped riceborer)
Lineage: Eukaryota; Metazoa; Arthropoda; Insecta; Lepidoptera; Crambidae
Source: the annotation of a GenBank genome assembly
AACGAGAGCGCGAGGUGAUGCAACGAGAGCGUGAUGCGUUGCAGCUCCGUAUGCAGGCGCAGAUCGCUGCUAUUGAGGAGCGCAAAAGCUUGCGUAAUAGAAGCAGCAGUAAACUCUCAAGCAGACUGUCAAAUAAGGAUGUGCAUAAUUGUUACUUGCUGAAGCAAUUACUUCAUUAGCUGGCAACAGCAAAUCUAAGCCUAAGUUUGGAGAUGGACGUCUACCUGUAUUCGACGGAAAUCCACUGGACUGGUUAGCAUUCAAACGCGUUUUUCAAGAAACUAUGUCACUUUAUUCGUCGGCUGACAAUUUACUACGUCUCAGUAUGGCUCUUCGAGGAGCCGCACAUGAAGCAGUGGCAGUACUUCUUGUUACUGCGCGAGACCCUACCGAAGUCGUGCAGGCUUUGGACCGCAGGUUUGGUAGACCUGAACUAAUUGUUAUACAGGAAACAGCUACAAUUCGAGCUUUACCGCGGAUUAAUAAUGACAGUGCCGAUUUGAACAAGUUCGCCUGCCGAGUUUGUAAUUGUGUAGAGGUCAUUAAGCUGCUUAAUCAGAAACCUUAUCUAGAGUCACCGGAACUCUAUCAGUGUAUCCUGAGUAAAUUAUCACCUUUAUUACGAAAUCGAUGGGCUGAUUUUGGAUACGCAAACUACAUUCACAAUAGCGGUAUUACGAAGUUAGAACUCCUAUCUCGUUUCCUUUCACGGGAGGUAGACCUUCAGCUCCAGUUUGGUGUAAUAACAGACAGUUCGAUUUCCUUCAAAAAGGUAGAGAAAAUCCAUGCUUCGAGCUUAAAUGACAUUCCAGUAAUUGCUCACGAAUUUAAAAAAUCUACGAAUUUAUCAAAUAAUUCAGAAAUCGUAAAUAAAUUAUGUCCAUAUUGCGGUAAUAAUCAUACAUUGAGUUGUUGUGACAUUUUUAAUACUUUGUCAAUUAAUGACAGAUGGCAGUUUGUCACGGACAAAAAGCUCUGCCAUAAAUGCCUGAAAAAAGGUUCGCACAAUUAUAAAAAUUGCAAGAUGUCAAAGGAGGUUUGCAAAGUUAAGAGUUGCAUGUUCAAACAUCACAGACUUUUACACGAUCCGACCGCUUUGGUAACUCAUGUUAGUGAAAACGAUGAGGAUAUCGAACCUGGUACUUCGGGUGCGAGCCACUCACAGAUAGAAAAGCCUUCCGAAGUUUUGCAUAAAGAUUUUUCUGACAUCGUAGCCCACAAUACUAGUUCUUUUACCGCCCCGCAAACUAGUUUACGCCCACUGUUGAAAAUGAUAGCCGUUACCGUAGCGGGUCCACUCGGUACUGUGGACACUUAUGCGCUACUUGAUGACGGGUCAACGGCUACUUUUAUCGACGCUGAUCUCGCAUCAAAAAUAGGAGCAAAGGGACCAGUUUCUAAAAUUAAAAUAAAUUGCAUAGGUGGUCUUUCUAAAGACACCUUAGUUGAAUAUAUUGAUUUUAAUGUUAAAGGUCGUCAUAGUAGUGUUGUACACGCUGUCAAAAACGCACGAUGUGUAACGUCAUUACAGUUAGGACGUCAGACAGUUUGUUUCGACAAAAUUUCUAAAUUUUCUCAUCUGACAGACAUUGCUCCGAUAUUAUGUUAUGAGAAUGUUCAGCCUAAGUUAAUUAUAGGAAUUGAUCAUUGGGAACUCGCAUAUCCCCUAGCUGUUAAGAAAGGCUCUAAAUCAGAACCGGUUGCUAUUAAAACAGCCCUUGGUUGGGUUCUUUUUGGUUGUAAUAGUAGCCGAACGAAGCCAGUUGAAUUCAUAAAUCAUUCGUUAGUCUCUGAUUUAUGUAACAAUGAGAACGAUAAUAAUUUAGAGGAGCUAAUCAAACAUCAAUAUAGUCUGGAUUCGAUAGGAAUCACUAAACGUGCGCCACGUAGUGCAGACGAUGAACGAGCUAUUAGCAUUUUAGAACGUACGGCUAAUCGCCUGCCUGACGGCAGAUUUGAAGUCGGUCUCUUGUGGAAAUCUAACAAUACUGUUGCGCCUAAUAGUUAUGCUCUAGCUCUUUCACGUUUCCUUGGCCUUGAGAAGAAAAUGAUGAAAGAUCCAGCUUAUGCCGAGCGUUAUAAACAAAAUAUCCACGACACACUGGCCAAAGGUUAUGCAGAAAAGUGCAGUCAGGAACCACCUUUGGACUCAGUUUGUUGGUAUUUGCCACAUUUUGGCGUGACAAAUCCCAACAAACCAAACAAACUGCGUGUUGUUCAUGACGCUGCGGCCAAGAGCAACGGCGUUAGCCUUAAUAAUUUAUUGCUUACUGGACCUGAUUUGUUACAACCUCUUUUUGAUAUUUUACUUCGAUUCCGGGAAGGAAGAGUAGCUAUGACAGCGGAUAUCAAAGAGAUGUUCCCUAGAUUCAAAAUUAUCGAGCACGAUAGGGACGCGCAACGUUUUUUAUGGAGAGAUAGCCCCAAGGACCCUUUAGGUGUUUAUAGAAUGUCCUCUAUGAUCUUUGGCGCUGUGUCUAGUCCUUUUACGGCAAUGUACAUGAAAAAUAAAAAUGCCCUCGAAUUUAAAGAGGAGUUCCCCGAAGCAGCACAUGCCAUAAUUAGUGACGUUUACAUGGAUGACUAUAUCGGAUCUGUCGAGUCAGCGGAUAUUGCCGCAGAGCUUGCAUCCGACAUAGUCAAAAUACAUGCACGUGCUGGUUUGGAGAUGAGAGGCUGGGUGUCAAAUGACCCUACUGCUCUUAAAUUGUUACCUCGUGAGCUCGUAGAGGAGCGAUUUAAAGAUAAAAACAUUUGCUAUAGCGAAUACUCUUCGCCUUUUUUAUCGCCCCCUGUUCGAGCACUUGGUUUGAUUUGGCAACCGAUUACGGACACCAUUAGUUUUAACACACCCGCUAAAAAUAACGAUCAGGCUUCACCAGAUCGACUAACUAAGAGAAAAGUUUUAUCGUUAUUAAUGCGCGUGUUCGAUCCCCUGGGCAUUCUGGCUCCUGUUGUCAUUCGUGGGCGUAUCAUGUUCCAGAAUGUUUGGCGGAUGAACCUUAACUGGGACGCAGUGCUUCCACAACCGGAAGUAGCAGCGUGGAAUGAAUGGUUCAAAGAUUUAAUAAUUACUUCACAACUGCAAAUUCCACGCUGUUAUAAUAUGCAGCUAAUAGAUCCUGUAGCCAUUGAGUUGCAUCUGUUCGCAGACGCCAGUGAACAGGCUUAUACAGCAGUUGCAUACUAUCGUUUUUUAUACCCAAGCGGACAUAUACAACUCUCACUAGUGUCUAGUAGAUCACGUGUAGCUCCUCUAAAGCCGUCUAGUAUUCCUAGGCUAGAGCUUCAGGCGGCUUUAAUAGCGGCUCGUUUAGCUAGUACUAUAGUAGAGGGCACUAGGUAUAAAUUUACAAGACGCUUAUUCUGGUGUGAUUCUAUGAACGUCUUGGGUUGGCUCCGCAAUGACGCUCGCUGCUACAAACCAUUCGUAGCUCAUAGGAUCGGUGAGAUCAUCGAACUUACCAAUGUCUGUGAAUGGCGAUGGGUUCCUACACAUCUUAAUGUUGCUGAUGACGCAACGCGCCUCAAGCGGGGAGCCCUUGAUAAGGAUUCGCGCUGGGUCAAAGGUCCAGAAUUUUUAUUGACUUCCGAUUGGCCUAUUGAGCCAGCGAUAGUCCGUCCCAUCUUAGAAAGUAAGCCUACUCCAAAAGUUUAUAUUCAUCUCACUGUAGAAGAAAAUUGUCCCGUUCCACUUACCGCAGACUCAUCACGCUUCAGUUCUUGGACCCGUUUACUCCGUUCUACGGCCCAAGCUCAUCGCUUUUUAUUCUUGUUGCGCAUUAGAGCUUUGAAAAAGAGAGGUUUGUGCGUAGACUAUUCAUGUAGAGUAAGCAAAUCCUUUUUCGACUUCGUUCCAUUUCCAUCGACACCAACUUCACGGAAUCAGUGCGAUCAGAGCACUCUGACAGCAGAUGGCCUCAGAUUUGCUGAAAUACAUAUUCUCCGUCAAAGUCAGAUUGAUUCAUUUCCUGAAGACCUAAGAAAUAUUAGAAAUGGGCAGACCUCUGCACCUCGAAGUCGCCUUUCAAAAUUACCUUGUUCUUACGAUGAAGAUCACUUACUCCGCUUAUCCUCGCGAAUUGUGGCAGCCUUCGGUGUAAGUGAAGAAAUGAAGUCUCCCAUAAUGUUGGAUGGUAACCAUCACGCUGUCCGCCUUCUUGUAUUACAUUACCAUCGGAAGACGGCCCAUGCAAAUAAUGAGACAGUCAUCAAUGAGCUACGACAAUUAUACUGGAUCCUGAGCCUCAGAAACACUGUCCGAGCCGUAGCACGCGCAUGCCAGUCCUGCCGAAUACGUCGGGCUUCAGCUUUCCGACCUGUCAUGGGAAAUUUACCUCCAGCAAGGUUGGCCCACCACAAACGACCUUUUUCCUUCGUGGGGUUAGAUUAUUUUGGCCCUAUUACGAUUUCUAUCGGCCGAAGACGCGAGAAGAGGUAUGUGGCUCUAUACACUUGCCUCACUGUUCGAGCCAUACAUUUAGAAAUAGUGCAUUCCCUGUCUACAGAUGCUGCUAUUAUGUCUCUCAGAAGGUUUAUUGCGCGUCGUGGAACUCCGUCUGAAAUUUACUCCGAUAACGGUACUGCUUUCAUCGGAGCAAAUAGGCAACUGAAACAACUUUACGGCCAAGCGGUUUCCGAUUACGCAACAUCUGAAAUAAUUCGCUGGAAAUUUAUACCCCCUUCAGCACCCUUUAUGGGAGGAGCUUGGGAGAGGCUGAUCAAAUCAGUAAAGACAGCAUUGAAAAUUUCCCUUGGUGACAGAACUCCAUCUGAUGAGGUGCUUUCCACUCUUUUGUGUGAAGUAGAGGCGAUCGUGAAUUCUCGCCCUUUAACCCACGUUCCUACGAACCCUAAUGAUCAAGAAGCCCUCACACCUCUUCACUUUAUCCUGGGUUCAUCAUCCGGAAGACCAUUUCCUGCAUCACUACAGCCAUCAGAUCUCUGCAGCAGGCAAGGCUGGCGCAGAACCUUGGCAAUGGCCGACAUAUUCUGGCAACGGUGGAUUAAAGAAUAUUUGCCAACUCUUUGUCCGAGGCGAGUUCCAGGAAAUGUACCAACUCUUAAAGUCGGCGACGUGGUUAUCAUCGCCGAUGGUACCUUACCGAGGUCAUCGUGGCCAAGAGGUCGGAUCUCAGCCGUUUACCCAGGGAAGGAUGGUGUAAUUCGGGUAGCAGACGUCUCCACUCCAUCAGGAAUCCUGCGAAGGCCUCUUAAGAAGCUGAUCGCAUCCAAUUUAAAAAGAAAGGGGACCAUGUGCCGGAUAGCGCACCUUUUAUAUCACUAUGUUUUGUCUAUGAGUUUUUGAUACUUUUU